AUGCUAAACCGCAGGAGCGUCAGUGACACCCACAUGCUGAAACGGAGUCGGGCCGCGGGUGAAAUCGGACGCUUCUUCAGCCAGCCGGAUGACAGGCGGAGAGGUCCGUUCUCUUGCAGUCAUGGAGAUGACCUCAUCGUCACGCCGUUUGCACAGGUGCUGGCUAGUUUGAGGACGGUACGGAAUAACUUUGCAGCGUUAACCAACCUCCAGCAAGAUCGAACAUCCAACAAGCGAUCCCCCAUGUGUAAUCAGCCUCCUCUCUCAAAGGCCUCCUUCACAGAGGAGGCCUACCAGAAACUGGCCACCGAGACCCUGGAGGAGCUGGACUGGUGCCUGGACCAGCUGGAGACCCUGCAGACCCGACACUCCGUCAGCGAGAUGGCCUCCAACAAGUUCAAGCGGAUGUUGAACAGGGAGUUAACGCACCUGUCUGAGAUGAGCAGAUCUGGUAACCAGGUCUCAGAGUUCAUCUCCAACACAUUUUUAGACAAACAGCACGAUGUGGAAAUGCCCUCCCCGCAGACGCAGAAGGAGAAGGAGAAGAAGAAAAAGCCCAUGUGUCAGAUCAGUGGGGUGAAAAAACUCAUGCACAGCACCAGCCUCACCAAUUCCAACAUCCCUCGCUUCGGGGUCAAGACGGAUACGGAAGACUCCUUAGCCAAGGAACUGGAGGACAUAAACAAAUGGGGCCUUAAUGUUUUUAAAGUCACAGAGUUUUCAGGCAACAGGCCUUUAACGGUGAUGAUGUACACUAUAUUUCAGGAAAGGGAUUUACUCAAAACAUUUAAAAUUCCCUUGGACACUUUCAUAACGUACCUGAUGACCUUAGAAGACCAUUAUCAUGCUGAUGUUGCGUAUCACAAUAACAUUCACGCUGCUGACGUCACCCAGUCCACACACGUGCUGCUCUCCACGCCUGCUCUGGAGGCGGUUUUCACAGACCUUGAAAUUCUCGCUGCCAUUUUCGCCAGUGCUAUUCAUGAUGUAGACCACCCAGGUGUCUCCAACCAGUUCCUUAUUAACACCAACUCGGAGUUGGCCCUCAUGUACAAUGACUCGUCGGUGCUGGAAAACCAUCAUCUGGCAGUGGGCUUCAAACUCCUGCAGGAGGAGAACUGUGACAUCUUCCAGAACCUGACCAAAAAACAGAGACAAUCGCUGCGCAAGAUGGUCAUCGACAUCGUCUUGGCGACUGAUAUGUCCAAACACAUGAACCUGCUGGCCGAUCUGAAGACCAUGGUCGAGACCAAGAAGGUCACCAGUUCUGGAGUCUUGCUCUUGGAUAACUACUCAGACAGGAUCCAAGUGCUUCAGAACAUGGUUCACUGUGCGGAUCUCAGUAACCCCACCAAACCCCUGCAGCUGUACAGACAGUGGACGGACCGCAUCAUGGAGGAGUUCUUCAGUCAGGGCGACCGAGAGAGAGAGCGAGGGAUGGAGAUCAGCCCCAUGUGUGACAAACACAACGCCUCUGUAGAGAAGUCUCAGGUGGGCUCAUCCAUUCCAGAAGAAACUAUGGAACUACGUUUCUACCUUCUACCCUACUAUGAGUCAAAAAUAAAACGGUUAAUUGUAAGAUAA
Sinocyclocheilus grahami is the source of this 1584-nucleotide messenger RNA. RefSeq names its product cAMP-specific 3',5'-cyclic phosphodiesterase 4D-like. The transcript has 14 exons. Gene Ontology annotation, molecular function: 3',5'-cyclic-nucleotide phosphodiesterase activity. Bases 1 to 1584 code for a protein of 527 amino acids. The record is from RefSeq and is a predicted model, not a curated record. Gene Ontology annotation, biological process: signal transduction. NCBI's taxonomy places the organism in Eukaryota, Metazoa, Chordata, Actinopteri, Cypriniformes, Cyprinidae.